CUUGUAGGAAGAGAUGUCAGGAGAAAGCGUGGUGAGCUCAGCGGUGCCGGCGGCUGCGACUCGCACCACCUCCUUCAAAGGGACUAGCCCGAGCUCCAAGUAUGUGAAACUGAACAUCGGCGGCGCCCUCUACUACACCACCAUGCAGACGCUGACCAAGCAGGACACCAUGCUCAAGGCCAUGUUCAGCGGCCGGAUGGAAGUGCUCACCGACAGCGAAGGCUGGAUCCUGAUCGACCGCUGCGGCAAACAUUUUGGGACAAUACUGAACUACCUGCGUGACGGGGCCGUGCCGCUCCCCGAGAGCCGCAGGGAGAUAGAAGAGCUGCUGGCUGAAGCGAAGUACUACCUGGUCCAGGGGCUGGUGGACGAGUGCCAAGCAGCCUUGCAGAACAAAGAUGCGUAUGAACCGUUCUGCAAGGUACCGGUCAUCACGUCUUCCAAAGAAGAGCAAAAACUGAUAGCCACUUCUAACAAGCCAGCAGUGAAAUUGCUGUACAACAGAAGCAACAACAAAUAUUCCUACACCAGCAACUCCGACGACAACAUGCUGAAGAACAUCGAGCUGUUUGACAAGCUGUCCCUGAGGUUUAACGGGAGAGUGCUUUUUAUCAAAGACGUGAUCGGAGACGAGAUCUGCUGCUGGUCUUUUUACGGGCAGGGGAGGAAAAUCGCCGAAGUCUGUUGCACAUCCAUUGUUUACGCUACUGAGAAAAAACAGACGAAGGUGGAGUUCCCGGAAGCCCGCAUUUACGAGGAGACGCUGAACAUUCUGCUGUACGAGUCCCAGGACGGGAGGGGACCUGACAACGCGCUCUUGGAAGCCACGGGAGGGGCAGCCGGCCGCUCCCAUCACCUCGAUGAAGACGAGGAGCGAGAUCGCAUCGAGCGCGUGCGAAGAAUUCACAUUAAACGUCCAGACGACAGAGCCCACCUGCAUCAGUGAGCCGAGCCAUGGCCGCGGACUGCGCAGCUCUGGCUGGAAGGUGCUGCCCUUCCCCUUCUCGAGUGUCUGCAGCAGAGGACCAGGAGGUUUCCCUUCUGUUCAGUAAAGUAUGUAAAUUCUGUUUUGUAACAAACUAGGUUAUUCGGGGUAUUUAAAUGCAGUAGUUCUAGGAUGAAAAAUAAAUAAGGUUACCGGGCAUAUGAUAGAUACUGUAA
Apaloderma vittatum (bar-tailed trogon) is the source of this 1161-nucleotide messenger RNA. RefSeq names its product potassium channel tetramerization domain containing 10 (gene KCTD10). The record is from RefSeq and is a predicted model, not a curated record. Gene Ontology annotation, biological process: protein homooligomerization; proteasome-mediated ubiquitin-dependent protein catabolic process; negative regulation of Rho protein signal transduction. Gene Ontology annotation, cellular component: Cul3-RING ubiquitin ligase complex. Gene Ontology annotation, molecular function: protein binding; ubiquitin-protein transferase activity. NCBI's taxonomy places the organism in Eukaryota, Metazoa, Chordata, Aves, Trogoniformes, Trogonidae. The transcript has 6 exons. The coding region runs from base 14 to 946 and encodes 310 amino acids.